CUGGGCUUCAAUAAAGACAUGAGACAAAUCUUAUUGACAUUCCUAUUGACGCCGCUAUUGAUAUCUCAAAUAGGUGCAUAUACUUAAGUAAGCUCACCCCGCCUAAGAUCGAUGACGCGGUUCUGCUUCAAGCUCCGCAGAAGUUCCCUCCGGUACGGACGGCGGAAUUUUAUACCCACGCCCCUUGUUCAGUCGUGCGCGUGCCCAAAUAUAUAUAAAAUCUGAUGCUGCAGCAUUCCUUCACUAGUUGCUCUCCCUGAGCGUGAAAAAUGCGGUCUCUAGCUCUCACCCUUCCCUUUCUCGCAACCCUCACCACCGCAGCCGUACACGGCGACCAUGACAGCGCUACAGCUUCGGCGGGACUUACAGCGAAGAGGGUCGCUAUAAUUGGUGCAGGCGCCGCCGGCUCCUCAACCGCCUACCACCUCUCCCGCACAGCCUCCAACCUUUCAAUCCCCCUAAACAUCACCGUCUACGAGCGCAACUCGUACAUCGGCGGCCGCACCACGACCGUAAACGCGUGGUCCUCCCCGCACCACCCCGUCGAACUCGGAGGCAGCAUCUUCGUCUCCGUGAACCACAUUCUCGUCUCCGCAGCCGAGGAAUUCAAUCUAUCUACUACGUCCUUUGAGGAACGAUACACGGAGGAUAGCAGCGUCCCGGAGAUUGGAAUAUGGGACGGGAAGCAGUUCGCGGUGGUGAUGAAGAGGGAGGAUGGGUGGUGGGAUAAGGCGAGGUUGCUGUGGAGAUAUGGGUUAGCGCCUAUCAAGACGAAUAGUUUGAUGAAGAGCACCGUGGCGAAGUUCCUGAGGAUGUAUGAGGAGCCCGUUUUUCCGUGGAGGAGUCUGAGCGAGGUUGCUGCGAGGGUGGGCUUGGUGGAGACGACCGGGGUGACGGGGGAGCAGUUUUUGAAGAGUAAUGGGGUUGGGGACUUGUUUGCGAGGGAGAUUGUGCAGGCGAGCACCCGCGUCAACUACGCCAGCAACCUCGGCCUCAUCCACGGCCUCGAAACCAUGGUCUGCAUGGCCACCUCGGGCGCCAUGGCCAUCGCAGGCGGAAACUGGCAAAUCUUUUCACACAUGCUGGCUUCGUCGAAAGCCACCACCCGUCUCUCCACGUCCAUCACUCACAUAUCAAAACAACCAGACGGUACCUACGUCCUCACAACAUCCACCGGCGACACCGAGGCUUUCGACACCGUCGUCCUGGCAACCCCAUUCCAAUUCUCCGGAAUCGUAAUCGAUCCCCCGCCGAAGCAUGUCCCGGAUCAAAUCCCCUAUGUAGCGCUGCACGUCACGCUGUUCGCGUCGCCGUACGAGCUCUCGCCAGAGGCCUUUAACCUUGCGCCCGGUGAGAAAGUCCCGCAAUUCGUCCUCACGACGUUGCCUGAAGGCGAAGAGUACGGCUCCGAUCCCAACGGACAGGGGAGUCCGGGUUUCUUUAGCAUCUCGGUUGUAAGGCGGGGGUUGAAUAGGAAGGGAGAGGAGAGGAGAGAGGAGUACGUCUACAAGAUAUUCUCCGCGCAGAGAGCCACACCCGAAUUUCUAUCGCGUUUACUGGGAAGAGAAGUGCAGUAUGAAGAACGCACCAAUCCCAUCGACGACCCGGAUGAUCAGGGAAAAACCCAGAAAUCGAUCAAAACCUCUCCCAGAGGUCCAAUCACGUGGAUUCACCAGAAACUCUGGCACUCCUAUCCCUACGAGUAUCCGCGCGUCACGUUCGAGGAGAUGGAACUGGAUGAGGGGCUGUGGUAUACGAGUGGGAUUGAGAGUUUCAUUAGCACGAUGGAGACGAGUGCGCUUAUGGGGAAGAAUGUUGCGGCAUUGAUUUUGGAGGGGUGGGAUGGAGGGAGAAAAGGGGAGAUGCGGAAUGGCGAGCAUGGGGAGGAGGAGCGAGCACAGGGAGAACGGGAGAAAUGGGAGAAAUGGGAGAAAUGGGAGCGAGAAGCGUGGCAGGCGGAGCUGUAGGAGCACUUUCUCGGGUGCAUGAGAGAACUUGAGUUUUGUACGAUCUUGAUCAUGCUGUUUAGCGGCAUCAUUGCAAUGGGACUUAUUUCUUAUUGCAUCAGGCAGUGGCUUGGUGAAGCAUAUUGGCAUAGCAGUAGCAUGAAACAACUUUACCC
Westerdykella ornata is the source of this 2122-nucleotide messenger RNA. RefSeq names its product Prenylcysteine oxidase. The transcript is spliced from 3 exons. Gene Ontology annotation, molecular function: prenylcysteine oxidase activity. Lineage: Eukaryota; Fungi; Ascomycota; Dothideomycetes; Pleosporales; Sporormiaceae. Gene Ontology annotation, biological process: prenylated protein catabolic process; prenylcysteine catabolic process. Bases 270 to 1967 code for a protein of 565 amino acids. The record is from RefSeq and is a predicted model, not a curated record.